Suncus etruscus (white-toothed pygmy shrew) is the source of this 2132-nucleotide messenger RNA. RefSeq names its product potassium channel tetramerization domain containing 15 (gene KCTD15). The record is from RefSeq and is a predicted model, not a curated record. Gene Ontology annotation, molecular function: protein binding. Gene Ontology annotation, biological process: protein homooligomerization. The transcript is spliced from 6 exons. NCBI's taxonomy places the organism in Eukaryota, Metazoa, Chordata, Mammalia, Eulipotyphla, Soricidae. The coding region runs from base 149 to 991 and encodes 280 amino acids.
ACUCUUGUGCUUUUGGCCUCAGCAGGGGUCUCAGGGACUGGGGCCUUGUCCAGCGCAGAUGAGUUUGUGGAAGAGAGCACUGGAGGUUCGGGUCCAGGCGUAAAGCCUGGGGCUUCCAAUGAUACUCUGGGCAGCGAUGGAAGACUAGAUGCCUCACCGCAAGGAGCGGCAGAGCGGGUCCUCGCUUCACGCCCAAGGCACCGCGGAGGGAGGAAGCAUGUCCCGGCUGUCUCUUACCCGGUCACCCGUGUCUCCCCUGGCGGCCCAGGGGAUCCCCCUGCCAGCCCAGCUCACCAAGUCCAACGCGCCUGUGCACAUCGACGUAGGCGGCCACAUGUACACCAGCAGCUUGGCCACACUCACCAAGUACCCCGACUCCAGGAUCAGCCGCCUCUUCAACGGCACCGAACCCAUCGUCCUGGACAGUCUGAAGCAACAUUAUUUUAUUGACCGGGACGGAGAGAUUUUCCGCUACAUUCUGAGCUUCCUGCGAACGUCCAAACUGCUGCUCCCGGACGACUUCAAGGACUUUCACCUGCUGUAUGAAGAGGCACGUUACUACCAGCUACAGCCCAUGGUGCGUGAGCUCGAGCGCUGGCAGCAGGAGCAAGAGCAACGGCGCCGAGGUCGGGCCUGUGACUGCUUGGUGGUGCGGGUCACGCCAGACCUGGGGGAGCGCAUCGCACUCAGCGGCGAGAAGGCCCUCAUCGAGGAGGUCUUUCCCGAGACGGGCGACGUCAUGUGCAACUCGGUCAAUGCCGGCUGGAACCAGGACCCCACACACGUCAUUCGCUUCCCGCUCAAUGGCUACUGCCGGCUCAACUCAGUGCAGGUCCUGGAGCGGCUCUUCCAGCGUGGGUUCAGCGUGGCUGCAUCGUGUGGGGGCGGCGUGGACUCAUCUCAGUUCAGCGAGUACGUGCUAUGCCGGGAGGAGAGGCGGCCGCAGCCCGCGCCCACUGCCGUAAGGAUAAAGCAGGAGCCCCUGGACUAGGUCCUGCCACGUACCCACAAACAGUGCCCACCGAGUGGCGGGCAUGAGACUGCUGGGAGGGCUGGAGGGUCCAGAGCUGACCCAGGAAGCCCCAGGCCCGGGUGGUCUCAGCGGUGCAGCAGGUACUGUGUGUGCCUGUCGGAGACUGUUGACGGGACCCAGAGAUGCGCCAUGUGGGGGGACUCUGGCCAGUUCCCCCCCAGCCUGGUGUCGCACCCCCUGUGGCUGUGGGGCCUCCACAGCUGGCAGGACGCAGCACCCUUUGCCCUGAUGGCGGCGUUGUGGGUUUGCUGACACCGAAGAUGGCUUAUUUUUCUACAGUAUUUAAGACAGAAGCAGCUGUUUUGGCACAAGACGAAGAGGCCGACGAGGACUCCCCGCUUCUUUAUCUGGUGCUCAGUUCUCAGCUGCACCUGCAGCCACCUGCCGUAGGAAUGAGACAUGGGUCCCUGCGCUAGGGCCAGACUUGGGGAUCGCAGUGCAGUGGGUGGGAGAAGAGCAGGAGUUUCUGGGACCAUCUGAACUUGACUGUGAUUGUCCCCAGGGCUCAGGCCCCACCUGGCUUUGGUGGACCCACAAGCGUCCAGCCCUACCUGUGUGCAGCAGCAUUCCUGGGUUCCUUCCUCAUGGCCCCAGGGCCACACCAAUCCUUACCUCAGGCAUGGGGCCACCCCACCCCUUUGGUGAAGGGGUGAAGGGGCCAGGCCAGCAGCAGCAGCAACAGCACCCUCUGGGUCCCCAGCUCAGGAAGCCAUCCCCAGCUCCGUUUUUUCCACACUAAUAUGCACACUGAAUCUUAAUGAACUCUGUCACUCUAGCCUGCCCCUAAGACCCACUCACAGGCAGACCCUGGGUUUCCCCCACACCCCCGUUCCCAUGAGAACUGGCACGAGGGGUUAUCACAGACCAGCUGCUUUAAGAUGCCAGGUCCAGAAACGGACACCUCAGUUUUGUCUCUCUUCCCGAGGAACCGGAACUGCUCUGUGGGGGGGCGCCCUGGCUGCCCCACCUUGCAGCCAAGGCCUGUAGACCUGUAUAUGAUUCCUUUAAUAUUGUAAAGAUGCUAAUGUACAACUGUCGUGUGUUUAUGUGAACACAUUGCGUUCCUAGUUCAUGCCAUAAAUGAUGCUAUCGAGCGAAA